Molecule: messenger RNA, 1428 nt
Organism: Closterium sp. Yama58-4
Lineage: Eukaryota; Viridiplantae; Streptophyta; Zygnematophyceae; Desmidiales; Closteriaceae
Source: the annotation of a GenBank genome assembly
AUGCCUGUUAAAGAGCGUGGUGUUCCCAACACGAGGAAACGGAGCCCUCGUGUGAAUGGUGUCGUUGCUUCUUCUGCUACCUCUACUGCCCUCUCUUCUGCCCUCUCUUCUGCCCUCUCUUCUGCCCUCUCUUCUGUCCUCUCUUCUGCCCUCUCUUCUGCCCUCUCUUCUGCCCUCUCUUCUGCCCUCUCUUCUGCCCUCUCUUCUGCCCUCUCUUCUGCCCUCUCUUCUGUCCUCUCUUCUGCCCUCUCUUCUGCCCUCUCUUCUGCCCUCUCUUCUGCCCUCUCUUCUGCCCUCUCUUCUGCCCUCUCUUCUGCCCUCUCUUCUGCCCUCUCUUCUGUCCUCUCUUCUGCCCUCUCUUCUGCCCUCUCUUCUGCCCUCUCUUCUGCCCUCUCUUCUGCCCUCUCUUCUGCCCUCUCUUCUGCCCUCUCUUCUGCCCUCUCUUCUGCCCUCUCUUCUGCCCUCUCUUCUGCCCUCUCUUCUGCCCUCUCUACUGCCCUCUCUACUGCCCUCUCUUCUGCCCUCUCUUCUGCCCUCUUUUCUGCCCUCUCUUCUGCUCUUUGUAUUGCUCUCUGUGUUGCUCUCUGUGCUGCUCUCCGGUGCUGCUCCCUCUGCCUCUCUCUCGUGAUCUCUUUGCUUCUCUCUCACUCCCAAAAUUUCUGCUUCUCCUGCCCUGAUUGGAUGCCUCCGCUCUCUCCCUGCCGCGUGCAGGGCCUGCCCAUCGAAGCCGUAGAGCCAGACUUGAAUUUCCGCCACGGGUUCACGCUGGGGUAUGUGGAUUAUGAGGAGGACAAGAUGCACCUGCUGCCGUACCUCCGCGCUGCUCUUGACCACCGCAUGCACCGCAGUCCUCGGCGAGUGCUGAUAGACUUUGGGGCGAACGCCUUCAGCACGAGUGUGACGUGGUUCCUGCGCAUGUACCCUCUCGAGUUCACCGAGAUUCACGCCUUUGAGGUUCAGCAAGGCAUGUUUGUCGUGCCCCAGCCCAACGACCAGCCCCUCAAUACGAGUGCCAUGACCUCAGGUUCGCGCCUAAGGCCCAAGGGGCAGGGGGCGGGCCCUAUCCCUGGGUGGAUGCUGAAGCGCAUUCGCUCAUACAACAUCAUGGUUGGGAUGGUUGACAACCCUGAGAAGAAUACCAUCAAUGCCACGCGGUGGAUGCUGGAGGAGCUGCGACUCACCCCGCAAGACACCGUGGUGGUCAAGAUGGAUAUAGAAGGCGCCGAGUGGCCGCUACUAGAUUAUUGGUUGGGUGUACCGGGCAUGGAACAAAUUGUAGAUGAGUUGUUUGUGGAGGUACACUACCACCAUGAGACCAUGCUAGACUUCCAUUGGUACACGACUCGCUUCAAUGCUACUCGAGAUGAAGCGGCGCAAUUGUUUAAUCGUCUGCGGUCCAAAGGAAUCUAUGCGCACGCAUGGCCGUAG